Molecule: messenger RNA, 1869 nt
Organism: Malaclemys terrapin pileata
Lineage: Eukaryota; Metazoa; Chordata; Testudines; Emydidae
Gene: PLEK2
Product: pleckstrin 2
Exons: 9
Coding region: 61-1128 (355 amino acids)
Biological process (GO): intracellular signal transduction; actin cytoskeleton organization
Cellular component (GO): plasma membrane
Source: RefSeq, a predicted model, not a curated record
GUUGGCAACUGCUUAAACACUUUGCAGCACACACUCAACCUUCUUUACUUGGCAGCCAAGAUGCAGGAUGUGAGUGGAAUAUUGAAGGAGGGAUUCCUUGUUAAAAGGGGACAUAUUGUCCAUAACUGGAAAGCAAGAUGGUUUGUUCUGCUGCAGGACAAGCUGCUGUAUUAUAAACCUGAUGGAGGCAGGAAGGAGCCUUCUCCUAAGGGCAGGAUCAUUUUGGAUGGUUGUACUAUCACUUGCCCAUGCUUGGAGUAUGAGAACAGACCGCUGGUCAUUAAGCUGAAGACAAAAACCAACACAGAAUAUUUCCUUGAAUCUUGCUCCAGAGAAGAGCGGGACUCUUGGGCUUUGGACAUUACUGGAGCCAUUCAUGCUGGCCACCCAGUGCAGGUUCAGCAGCUUCACAGAAUGAAAAAUUCCUUCAAACUUCCCUCAAACAUCAGCCUCAACCACAUAGUGGACAAAAUGCAUGAUAACAGUAAUGGAAUUAAACUGAUCCCCAACAUGGAACAAGGCAACACAUACAAAGAAAGCUUUACAGGUUCUGCACUGGUGGACUGGCUGAUCUCCAGUAAUUUUGUUGCCUCUCGAUUUGAGGCUGUGACAUUGGCCUCCAUGCUGAUGGAAGAAAACUUCACCAAGCCUGUUGGAGCCCGGAGCACUGAAGCCAUGCGCAAUGGUGAUCUGGCUGAGCAGUUCCUAGAUGACUCCACAGCACUGUACACGUUUGCUGAAAGCUAUAAGAGGAAACUCAGCUCCCGGGAAGAACUGCACCUCCACAUCCUUGAAUUAAGUGGAACAAUUGUAAAACAAGGAUAUUUAGUAAAACAGGGACACAAGAGGAAAAACUGGAAGGUGAGGCGUUUUGUUCUGAGGGCUGACCCUGCUUUCCUGCACUACUACGACCCGACAAAGGAAGAAAACAGACCAGUUGGUGGGUUUUCUCUCCGUGGCUGCCUUGUCUCAGCUCUGGAGGAUAAUGGAGUCCCAACUGGGGUGAAGGGUAAUGUGCAGGGCAACCUCUUCAAAAUCAUCACUAAAAAUGACACUCAUUACUACAUCCAGGCCAGUUCCAAGGCAGAGCGAGCACAGUGGAUUGAGGCCAUCAAGCGGCUGACAUGAGCAAGAUAUGGACUCUGUACCCAAAUAGGGAUCAGGGUGAAUAACUGAUAUUCAUGAGUAAGCUUGCUGCUGUCUUUGCUGGGAGUAUUGACUCUGGGAUGGCUGAUCAUGAGAUGGAAGAGCAAAUCUUUUCAUCCAGGUAUCCAAUCUACCUCUGGCAGAUCCAUAUUGUGCUUCACCCUAAAGCAGAAAAGCCUUACUGAUCCCCCUUUGCUAUGAGACUCGUACAUUCCAGUAGCCCAUGUCUACUGCAGUCAAGGACAGUGGUUGGGCCAGAACCAUCACAAGCACGGGUUUCUGAGGCCACCUCCCUUGACAUAACACCACAGAGUCAUUUGCUUAAUUGCACUCUGAUUGCCUCAGGGAAUACCACACUGGAAAAAAACAGCAAUCUGUCCAUCCACCUACUCCAGGAUCCAGCCUCCUGCUGUGCUGGAAAAACUCAUGGUGCUGUAGGAACAUAGGAUUUGUCAUACCUGAUCAUACCCAUGGCCCAUCUACUCCAGAAUCUGAUCUCUGACAGUGGCCAAUGCUGUAAAUAGAAGAAGAAGAAGAGAACCCCACAAUCCACCUAGGCAGCUGUGUAACAAUGCAUCGUAAGGGGGAGCUUUUCUCCCUGAACCCAGCUGGAGAUCAGUUUGAGUUGCACCAAAGGACUGAUAACUAAUCAUUUAAUCCUAGUUACUGUUGUUUCUACUUCAAACCAAUAAAUGUUGCACUUUUCUAGUAAAAUUGACCUUA